AAAGCCCCCAGAAAGGAGAGGCCUCCGAGCAAGGUUCCUGGAGCUCCUUGGGCUGGAGCUGGGUGUUAGUGCUCGAGGGAGGCUUGGAGGAGACUGCAGCCGCUGCCAUCAUGUGUGAGGAGAUAAAAGCAACUGUGCAGAAACAAACGCAGAGCCCCAGGCACAGCAAGGAGGAUCUAAACAGGCUCAACCAGGCCAUCCAGCAGCUGAUGGUGGAGGUGGAUGGCACCAAGGAUCAACCUUGUGAACUAGAAAAAGCCAGGGACCUAGAAGCUCUGCAGGCAGAGGGGGCCUCAUGCAGUCCUAAGGACAAGCUGGCCUGGCUGGAGGCCGCUCUGCAGCGCACCAAGCAGGACAUUGCGACGCAGCUGCGAGAGUACCAGGAGCUCAUGAUCAUCAAGCUGGGCCUGGACUUUGAGAUCGCCACCUACCGGAAGCUGCUGGAAGAGAGCAGGCUCGAUAUGGAAUUUGGGGCCAGGAGUGUGGCACCGGGCAGCGCUCUGGCCCGCAGGCCCAGCUCUGCCUCGGGCCCCAUCCACCCGCCCGAGCCUGGAGCCGGUUCGGGUCACCUGGACACGAGCGCCCCCGGCGGCGGCUGCGCGCUCUGCAGCUCCCCUGUCUGUGCUGAGGAAUUGGAAGCAGCUGCAGCGGCUUCCACGGAUGCUGACCGCUUUCAGGAACCUCCGUUUCUCCUAUAAAGACUUGUCCUCUUGUCUCAGAUACCCUCUCCCGUGGUGCUAGCCCUUACGUCACCUCUCCCUCUUACCUGCCAUCCUGGAGUGUAAAGUCUUGAGCCAUAGUUUACAGAAUGGUGAGACCGGGCCCCAGUGCAGACAGCCUGGGCACUGGUACCACUAGAUAGGCAGGGCCUGUGGCUUACUCGGACCCACACGCUGCCCCUCUGAACUGCCCCUCCCUUCCUUUCCAGGGACUCCUCCUUUGCAAUAAAAAGUUCUGCUGUGACCCA
Molecule: messenger RNA, 967 nt
Organism: Chinchilla lanigera (long-tailed chinchilla)
Lineage: Eukaryota; Metazoa; Chordata; Mammalia; Rodentia; Chinchillidae
Product: keratin, type II cuticular Hb1-like
Exons: 5
Coding region: 111-698 (195 amino acids)
Biological process (GO): intermediate filament organization; keratinization
Cellular component (GO): keratin filament
Molecular function (GO): structural constituent of skin epidermis
Source: RefSeq, a predicted model, not a curated record